Rotaria sp. Silwood2 is the source of this 858-nucleotide messenger RNA. The record is from the annotation of a GenBank genome assembly. NCBI's taxonomy places the organism in Eukaryota, Metazoa, Rotifera, Eurotatoria, Philodinida, Philodinidae.
AUGACUUUUCUUGAAGCUAAUCGAUGGGAACAAUUAUUUCAACGAUACUUUCCUCGAUUAGAAAAGUUUCAUUUUCAAUAUUACAAACCGUUGAAUUUUGAAUAUAAAUCCCCGAUAUAUCCUGAAGAUCCUAAUCCAUUCAUUUCGUCAUUUUGGAUUGAACGAAAAUGGAUAUUGGAAGCUGAAAUGCGUUCAUUCGAAGUUGUAUAUUCAAUUAGUCCAUAUAAAAAAAGAUGGUAUGAUGACAAUUCUUCUUCGGAAAUUUUUAAAUCUACUCGAUUUACAGUUACAUGUCUUCCUCGUCAAGAAGAACUAGAGAUAUUAAUGAUGAAUAUUAGCAGCAUUUUAACAUUGACACAAAUUUAUCAUUUAGAAAUUCCUCAACGACAAAUCUUUUCUAGUUCAUUAAUCGAUAUUAUAAAUGUAUUAUCUGAACUUGAUUCAUUCAAAAUUCAUUCUUUAUCAUUAUCACCAACAAGAAAUUCAUCUGUCGAAGAAAUAGCUCUUCGUAAUGUAUCAAAUAAAAAUAAAAUAACAAAAGUUUGUCUUCAAAAAAUGAUUGAAAUAGAAGAAAUUUAUUAUCUAAUGAAACUUUGUCCUCGUAUGAAUUAUCUUCAAGUCGAUUAUAUAAAUAAUAUUAAUAUUGAAUUAUUUGUACAAGAUAUUUUACAAAAAGUUCAAAAUGAACACAAUCAAUAUCUUCGUUCAUUAUGUUUUCUGGUUCCAACAAUAGAAAAUGAAAUGGUUAAAAAAUUAGAAGAAAUGAUUCAUUCUCAAAAAUUAUUCUUUCAUUAUAUGAUUAAGCGUCAUUAUACAAUUAAUCGUGUAGUGAAUAGUAUCUAUUUGGAAUGGAAAUGA